AUAAUGCCCAGGAAAACGUGGACCGGGAACUGCCGGGAACCACAUUGGCGCCACGGAUUGGCGCAUUGCUGAUGCACUGUGCGAAGCUGUGCUUUUGAAUUUUUAGUUAUCUACAGGAUUUUUUAUUUUGCUGCAAUGAAAUACAUAUUAGUGACCGGUGGUGUGAUAAGUGGCGUGGGAAAAGGAGUCAUAGCGAGUUCAUUUGGCACAAUUCUGAAAUGUUGCAAUAUACAUGUGACAUCCAUUAAAAUUGACCCGUAUAUUAAUAUUGACGCCGGCACGUUUUCUCCGUAUGAGCAUGGUGAAGUGUACGUAUUGGACGAUGGUGGAGAAGUUGAUCUGGAUCUUGGCAACUAUGAGAGAUUUCUUGACGUUACAUUACAUCGUGACAACAAUAUCACCACUGGAAAGAUUUACCAGCAUGUUAUUAAUAAAGAAAGAAGAGGAGACUAUUUAGGGAAAACUGUGCAAGUUGUCCCACAUAUUACUGAUGCCGUCCAAGAGUGGGUUGAGAGGGUUGCUAAUCAAUCUGUAACAGCUAAUGGUACCAAGCCACAGGUUUGUAUUAUUGAACUGGGCGGUACCAUUGGAGAUAUUGAGGGAAUGCCUUUUGUAGAAGCGUUCCGCCAAUUCCAGUUUAGAGUUAAAAAAGAGAACUUCUGUUGUGCUCAUGUCUCCCUUGUACCUCAGCCAAGAUCAACUGGAGAGCACAAAACAAAACCCACCCAAUCUAGUGUUCGCGAAUUAAGAGGUUUGGGAUUGUCUCCUGAUCUGGUUGUCUGCAGAAGUGAGAAUCCUAUUGGACAUUCAGUAAAAGAAAAAAUAUCAAACUUCUGUCAUGUAGCACCUGAUCAAGUUAUAUGUAUUCAUGAUUUAACUUCAAUAUACAGAGUGCCUAUUCUUAUGGAAAGCCAAGGCAUUGUUGAAUUCUUUAAUGAUAGGCUGCAAUUGGGUAUUGCGAUGCCUCCACCUCGACGUUUCAUGCACAAAUGGAAAGAUCUUGCUGAGAGAGUGGAUACGUUAAGAAAGGAUGUCAAUAUUGCAUUAGUUGGUAAAUAUACCAAAUUGGAAGAUUCAUAUGCAUCUGUUACAAAAGCACUUCAACAUGCUGCUAUAUGUGCUGGUUACAAACUAAAUCUAAAGUACAUUGAAGCUGCAAAUUUGGAGAAAGAAACCAAACUUUCUGACCCUGUGUUGUAUCAUGAGGCAUGGCAGCAGUUAUGUAAAAGCGAUGGUGUCAUUGUGCCUGGUGGAUUUGGCAAACGUGGAAUGGAAGGGAAGAUAGAAGCAUGUCAGUGGUGCAGAGCUACUUCAAAGCCUUUUCUAGGCAUAUGUCUGGGUUUGCAGGCAGCUGUUAUUGAAUUUGCAAGGAAUGUGUUGAAUAUGCCUGAUGCAAACACAACUGAAAUAGAUCCUGAUACCUCACAUCCUUUGGUUAUUGAUAUGCCAGAACAUAAUCCAGGCCAGAUGGGAGGUACUAUGCGUCUAGGAAAGCGAGACACUAUUUUGAAUGUCAACAAUUCCAUUAUGAAACAACUUUAUGGUAAAAAGGACAAAAUUCAAGAAAGACAUAGGCACAGAUAUGAGGUUAAUCUUAAAUAUGUGCCAGAACUGGAAGCUGCUGGAAUGAAGUUUGUGGGCCAUGAUUUGAACAAAGAACGUAUGGAAAUUAUGGAAUUGGAAGGUCAUCCAUAUUAUGUUGCCACUCAGUAUCAUCCCGAGUAUUUAUCUCGCCCUCUUAGCCCAUCUCCUCCAUUCCUUGGGCUUAUACUAGCAGCUCGAGGAAAGCUGUUGUCCUAUUUGGCACGGGGUUGUCAUCUAUCUCCAAAAUCACUUUCAGAUCAUGACUCUGAAGAUGAAGAUGAUCCUAUUAUUCUACCAUUACAACACAAUUUGGAAAAAUCAUUGUUCAUUCAAUCUGAAGGGGCUGGUGAUAGCUAAGGUUCAGUUAUUUCAAACCACAGCACGUUUAUUUUUGCCUCAACACCGCACAAUAUUUCGCCAAAAAUAAAAUAAAUGCCAGUUUUUGUAAGGAAAAUAAUUUUAUUAUGUAAUAAAAUAUUUUAUUUGUUAUAUUUAUGUUUUACUUUGGCCUCUACUGCACAUUAAUUUGUACUUAAAAUGUUUGAAAACAUAAUACCCCAAUAAUCUGUAAUGCCUUUUCAAUUAGAAAGGAAAUGUAAAUUAGAAUAAUUUUUGUUAAUAUUUGCAGAAUUAAAAUAAUUUGCUUGUAAAGAUUGGACAAACACUUUUUGUACUUGGUUUUAAUAAUUAUUUAAUCAAUAUUGUCAAAUGUGGAAACAUAGAAAGGCAUUUCUUAAGAGGGGUCAAUGUGCAGAGGACUGACAUGCUCUCUAUCCAUGUUAUCUUCAAUUCUGUGUUGGUACUCUUACCAAUGCUACAGUACUCUUGCAUCAGGUGUAUUGUUUGCUUUGGUUACAAUUUAUACUAUUACAUUUUGUUGAAUGGUAACAUGGAUUUUCACUGAAUGCAUCUUUAUAUAAGAACUGUUUUAUAUUUAGAUUUAUUUUGUUAUAAAUUAGUAUAUAUGAAAUAAUAUUAAGCCAUUCAGUGGAAGCUUUUUUUUUCCCAAAUGGAAAUGGAAUCUCUUAAUUCAGUUGGUUUUCAAAUUCAUUCCAGCUGCAAUUUUGUAGGUGGAUAACAAUUAUAAAGAAAUGAUAGUGUAAAUAGCAGAUAUAAAAGUAUUAUUAUGUCAAUGUGGGUGAAAUAAAAAUUGCCAAAUACUAAAUUUUUGGAUUUUAAGGAAUUGUUAUAGUUAGUAAAUUAAUUGAUAUAGAUUGAUUGAUAUAAAGUGGUUUCAAUAGUGGAAAGGAACAUCAUAAAGUGAUAGAAUUGUCUUGAACGACUUUUCAUAUUUUAAACUCCAUAAUGUAUAGUUUGACAUUUUUCUCUUAUAAAAGCUGAAAAAUGAAGACUGGUAAAUAGAUUUGUGGCAGGUUGGAGAUCAAUGUAUUUUAGGAUUUGUAAUGUUUGUGAAUGAUUAGAUAGUAGGUAUUUAAAUACCAAAAUAAUGAUUUAUAUCAUUAUUUUAUUUUUACAUAUUGCAUCUAGAUUGUAUUUUAAUAAUUUGGCCUCAUUUCACAUGAGAAUUAAAAUGAAGUUUACAGUAUUUCUUUAAGUAAUAUCAAUUUAAGAUCAAUUAUUAAAGAUCUUCCAUAUUCUAACUAUAAGAAGCAUUCCAGAGAGAUUAGUAUUUGAAUAAUUUUGAUGUUCUAUUAUUUAUCCUGCUGCUGUUGUAGUGCAGCAGUACAAGAUUUUGUUUUUUAUUGAUGUGAAAUGUAAGAUGGUUUUCCAAAAGCUGUCUUUAACUAUUGCAAUUGUUACUGUAUGAAAUUAAUUUAUCAAACACUUAAAACAUUUUGUAUUAAAAAUAAAUCUUGGAGGUUUGGUUAGCUUUUAAGGAAAAUCGCUGAAUUAGAUCAAUUAUAAGCUGAACUUUCCUAAAAUUUUCUAUCUCGUGUCCUUCAUUAUACAGUAUGCGUUUAAGUCUUUUGGUUUCUUCAACUAUGUAAUAAAAUACUAUAGUUAAUGAGAAACCUGGUUUCAGAAUGUAUGGUAUUGAGGACAAAAAUGUCUUUCUACUGUAUUUAUAUUCAUUCUAGACUUAAUAAUUAUAUUUAAUCACUCUCUAGUAUUUGACUUAUCUUACUAGUAUUUGAGGGCCAAAUAUUCUACAUAUUUAAAAACUGGAUACAUGAAUGUAUUGUCACUAAAGCUUGACAUUUUUCUAAUCUCAAAAUUUACAUGCUAAUUUUCAUGAAUUUUAUUUCGGAGUGUAAGAUAUUAUAAGUAAAAUAAAUGAAAAUAAAAUGAAUUUUAUCGAUAAGAAAAUUGAUAAAUAUGUAUUUUUUCUGGAUUUGUUGUGUAAAGUUGCUCAUUAUCUCAAAUUUUUGUCCUCUUGCAAACUGUUCAAAUAUUUUGCACACAAUAAAAAUUAUGUUUAUAAUGUGAUAACCUUGGUUUAAGAUAAUCGUUUAUUUCUUUUAACCAUUUUAAUGGUGGACUUACUAAAAUAUUGUUGGUGAUACUAACUUGUAUUCAGGU
Gryllus bimaculatus (two-spotted cricket) is the source of this 4065-nucleotide messenger RNA. The record is from the annotation of a GenBank genome assembly. NCBI's taxonomy places the organism in Eukaryota, Metazoa, Arthropoda, Insecta, Orthoptera, Gryllidae.